Messenger RNA from Plasmodium vinckei vinckei, 1266 nucleotides. RefSeq names its product conserved Plasmodium protein, unknown function. Lineage: Eukaryota; Apicomplexa; Aconoidasida; Haemosporida; Plasmodiidae. The record is from RefSeq and is a predicted model, not a curated record. Bases 1 to 1266 code for a protein of 421 amino acids. Gene Ontology annotation, molecular function: protein binding. The transcript has a single exon.
AUGGAAAUAGAAACCCUUGAUAUAUAUGACUUGGGAGACAAAUUAAAUGCAGGUAACAUAAACGUGAAUGAAGAAAUAAAUAAAAUAACAAGGGAAUAUUUAAGCACAGCACAAAGUUAUAUAGAACAAAAAAAAUUAAAAACUUGCGUAGAAUUUUUAGAGGGAAUAAUAAACAAUUUUGCUUCAAAAGAACCAUUUGAAUAUAUACUAUUUAUGACAAUAAAAAUUUAUUGUAAUUUAAGAUUACAUAAUUAUCGAUAUGUUUCCAAUGAUUUAAAUUUACUUGAAAAUUUGGAUGGAGAAAAUUAUAAAUUUCAAAAAUACCCACUAAAAUAUAAAAAAGAAAAUGGAUCAAUGGUCCCAUUUUUAUUAAAGUUAAUAAAUUGUUAUUAUCCUUAUACUCUUGGUUUAUUUUUUACGUCAUUUGAUAGAUUAUAUAUUUUAUUAUUACAAUAUGAAAAAAUUAUGAACAAGAUAAUAAAUGAACAUGAAUGUGCAGGUAAAAAUGGAUCACCAAAUAUAGCCAAUAAUAAUAUCCCCUCAGAUUUAUUUAAACAAAAUAGACAAUUUGGUAUAAUUUUUCACUAUAUGACUAUAAUUUGCUAUAUAUUAUGUGACUUGCUAUUAAAAAGAAAUUAUAUAGAACAAGCUAUAGGAUUAUUAAAAGAAAAAAUACUUAAAUAUUUUCCUAAUCAUAUAAAUACACUUUCAUUGGUUGGAAAGCUAUUUCUUUUUAUUGGAAGUUUUGACCUUGCAGAGUCAUAUUUUAAUGUUGUAAAAAAUAUAAUCGAAAAUAAACAUCCUGAAUUUGCACACAAAGACACAUAUCCUAUUUCUUCACUCAAUGAUAGCAAUCUGUGUGUACACUCUCAAAUUAAUUUUAAUUUUUUAUAUUUAUAUUUAGAGAAAUAUGAACUAGCUCUUAAAGAGCUGCUAAAUAUUAAUCCAUAUUUUAUAAAUAAAAACGACAAUAAUAAUAGUAACAAUAGUAGUAGUAAAAGUGGAAAUAAUGUGGCUAGCGAUUAUGCUAUUUAUUAUAACAACUUAUCAAUAACAUCCAUGUUUAAUGGUGAUUUAAAAAAUUCAAUUCACCACAUGGAAAAUAUUAUAAAUACAAACUAUGUAAAUGUAUUUCCUUCUAUUGUUCAAAAUCUAAAUGAUAUAUAUAAAUUUACAAAAACAAAAAGUGAAAUAGUUAGCCAUACUAAUGACAUAAUUAAAAAAAAUUUGCAGGAAGACCAGGAGAUACUUGCUUUACUUCCAUAA